AUGACGCCUGGUGAUCGCUGCUGGUUGUCUGUGCGUUCUGAUAGCAGAGAGUUGUUGCAGGGCCACAGGUAAGGUGCUGGAAAACUGGAGGUUGGCCGACGUGGUGCCGCUAUUUACGAAAGUUGCAAGGAAAUUCCAGGAAACUAUAGACCGGUGAGCCUGACAUCGGUGAUGGUUAUUUUCAAAGGUCUAUUCCUUUGACUUCCAUUCGACACUGCAAAAAUGUCAUAUGGAGCUAUCGAUGGCAGCAGCUUCAGUGGACGGAACCCAUUUGGAGGACCUUCAAGGCAAGGAUAUCAGCCUUUAGCAUCUCAGAUUGACCCCAAUGAAAUUCAAGAGGUUUUUCAGGAACUUACAGCAAACAUCUUCCGCAUUAACACCAAUGUGACUUCCUUAGAGAAGAGUCUGCAAGCUCUGGGGACGCCUAAUGACACACAAGAGCUUAGAGAUGGACUGCACACAACACAGCAGGAGACGAAUAAAACCAUCAGCUCUUCAACGAAGUAUAUUAAGCAGCUCUCGGAAAUAGUGCGUGGAUCAUCCAGGCGAGAAUGGUUGCAGUUGGAUAGGCUUAAGAACCAGCUUUCGGACUCUAUCCAGCGCUAUGGAGGGUUGCAGAAGAAAGUUGCUGAGAAGUCCAGAGCAUUGCUUCCUGCAGCACAGAAAGACAGACAGAUUGCCAAGAACCCAUUCACACAGAUCAGUGAUGAGGACGAGUUCCUUGGCAGAGGGUCCGGCAAAUGGCAAGCAGAUGACUCUUCAGAUCCGACUCAGCCCCAGAGUCAGGCGUUCCUUUCCGAAAUCACAGAGGAUGAAGUAGAAUCUGUAAAACAAAGAGAGGAGGCAAUAUUACAGAUUGAGGCAGAUAUGCUUGAUGUGAAUCAGAUUAUCAAGGAUCUAGCAUUAUUGGUACAUGAACAGGGUGAAAACAUUGAAAAGAGCUCGGAAGAUGAAAUGCUGCCUCAUUCUGACUGGUGUGAUCAUUUUGUCUGUCAUCAUUAUCAUUAUCGUGGUUUCAGUGAAGCACUGAACUUGGCACAAUAUACCUGCAGCUGCCUUUCCCCCUCAACCUUGCCAUUACUCACACCAUUCAGGCUCUGGGAAAAUUCAGCUCAUUGAAUCCAAUUGUUACAGUGGGAUUUCAACUCGUAGAUGGCUCACUUCAUCUGUGGUCACGUUUCAUCAAAUCCACUGUGAAGAGUUGCAACAGGGACUGGAAUAUACACACAAGCAUCCAAUGGCUAGACCCAACCACGUAAAAAGACAAAUAAUCCUUUGGAUUAUUCCACACAAUGUUGGGAAUCUGGCAUGUUAGCUGUGUUCAAUGCUUCUUGAAAACUGCUCGUGAAUUCCAGGCUGAAUUAAGCUAUUUUGCUCUCAUGGAAACGCUUUUAAAACAACAUUUCAAACACAAAAUGCGAUUGAAUCUGCAAUUUUAAUGAUUUACUUGUGAAGGCUGUGCUAUUGAAGUCUUUAUCAUAUUAGUAACCUUCUUUGCAAUCAAAAAUCCUUGGUUUAACUGAGAACUCAAGAUAGUAAGGUGAAAGUAAUUUUUAAAGAUAUUUGCAGCCCUGAUUAACUAUUUAUAUUUUUAACAAAGUUGAUCUUUCGUCUCUGCUUAUUGCUUAUUGAUGUUUCCUGCUGACUGUCUCCUAAUUUGUUUGUAUUUAUUUUGAGCCAACGAGGUACGGAUGUUAUGUAUACUUUGCAUCAUAAACAUAAUGCCUGCAAUGUGGCAAGGGAUGUAAUCUUCGCAGCUCAAAUGCACGUUUUGUAAUUGUCUUUAUGUGUUAAGAGAGAAGUAGGUUCGGUCUGUAUUCCAGUCUAAGAAUUUGCCAGAUGUUUCAAAAAGCUGUCUCCACAGUCAAAAAUACGAGCUUUUAGUUGGUUUGUUGAAAAUGAAUAGUUUUUUUCUUAACCACUGUCAAUAGUUAAAUCCAUAUUGCAGUUAUCAAUGUUAGCUAUAUGAACAUAAUUACACACAUCAGCAUAAGAGAGCUUAUUUUUACAGAGCAUAAAGCAACUCAUGCUGGCUGUGCUUCCACAGGCAACUCACUUGAGGGAAGACUUUAGUUUCAGAGUCCUGGCAUUAAUGCCAGCAAAAUUACCUCAGUGGUCUGUAAGGGAGGGAAACGGAGGGAAGCCUAUCUUCAUUCCUGUGAAUUGAGAGGAGACCUCCUGCACUUCAGCCUCCGUGGCAGCAUUAGUUUAAUUUCGUCUUUUUUUUCCAAAAAAAUAUAUCUGGUUUGGCAGCCACUGGGGUUUUCACACCUUUCCUGCUCACAGAUUUCAAAAAGGAUCUUCACUCUUAAUCUCUGUUUAGAAGCAGAUUUGUUUUGCGAAUGGAUCUGUGCAGUUUGGGGACACAAGUUGGCUCAUUGCUAAACUAGUACAUUGUGUACCUGUUUAAUUCCCAAAGCAUAUAUGUACCCCUUUAAAGUUUGUUUUUGGAUUGUUUGAACAGCUAAGUUGAUUCAAUCUCACACUACAUUGUAAUUGAUGUAUUCUUUAUUUUUUAUUGUGAAUAGUUAUAUCAUUGCUGCAUUAAACUCUUAGUCCUUACCCUAGAACAAAAGAUGAAGAUAUGCAGAUUUGUUUGAGGAGCUUGAUUGUAUCAGUGCUAUUGGACCUUUCGCAGUUGUCCAGACCAGAAGUGAUUAAAUUAUGUUAGUUGA
Molecule: messenger RNA, 2675 nt
Organism: Rhincodon typus (whale shark)
Lineage: Eukaryota; Metazoa; Chordata; Chondrichthyes; Orectolobiformes; Rhincodontidae
Gene: tsnare1
Product: T-SNARE Domain Containing 1
Exons: 12
Coding region: 223-1119 (298 amino acids)
Biological process (GO): vesicle fusion; intracellular protein transport; vesicle-mediated transport
Cellular component (GO): membrane; endomembrane system; SNARE complex
Molecular function (GO): SNARE binding; SNAP receptor activity
Source: RefSeq, a predicted model, not a curated record